UUAGGGUUUAGUAACUCACAGUAACUGACUGGCCCACAGAGCCCAGGACACACACAGGGCCCUGCCCUCCUGCCCCGACCUGGGAGAGAAUCACCCAAGGACACACCCAGGACAUUUUCUCAGGGCCCUGCAGUACCCAGCUCUGAUGGGUGGUCAUGUUCUGGGUUUGGGGCGUGUGGCGUUGCAGACCCAUCACUGCUCCGUGCUUGGUGCUUCUCUCUUCAUUCCCGUUUCCUGAGUGCACAUAUGUGAUUUAGAGAGAAACGUGCGUCUUUUUCUUUGCUGUUGGACUUUGCGAAGGGAGAGAAUAGAGCUUGCUGAUGGGCGAGUUGGUCCAUCGCCUUUAGGGCUUUGCUGUAAGGCCUCAGCUCUGUGAACGCAGCUGUAGAUGAUGCAGCUGGAUAAAUGGGCCACAUUCCAAUGAAACUUUGUGAAUGACCACCGACAUUUGAAGUCUAUAUAAUUUUCACAUUUCACCAAGUAUUUUUCAUUUGUUUCAACAUUCUUGGCCUGUGGGCCACACAGAAACAGGCAGGGGCUGGGGAACUAGAUGGGGCCCUUGGGCGGCAGUAUGCAGACCCUGCUCUAGAAAAGGGGAGAACGAAGAUGGGAAGGCAGUGGUGGUCCCUGCCACACGUGCAUGCAGCAUCCCUGUACGGAGAGUCUCCCCCGACCCAUCCUCUGCAUGCGGGGCAGUUGGGUCAGGCUGGCUCGUAUCUCCAGGUCUUCAGAGGAGCAGCUGAGCCGUGCCUACCGCCUGCUGAUAGCACAGCUGACCCAGGAACACGCGGAGAUCCGCCUCUCAGCCUUCCAGAUCGUGGACGAACUCUUUGCCAGGUCUCACCAGUUCCGGAUGCUGGUUGUUUCCAACUUCCAGGAGUUCCUGGAGCUCACGCUGGGCACGGAUCCCGCACAGCCUCUGCCACCCCCCAGGGAGGCGGCACAGAGGCUGAGGCAGGCAGCCACCCGGGCCGUGGAAGGGUGGAAUGAGAAGUUCGGGGAGGCCUACAAGAAGCUUGCCUUGGGCUACCACUUCUUAAGACACAACAAAAAGGUGGAUUUUCAAGACACAAAUGCUCGGACUCUGGCAGAAAGAAAGAGAGAAGAAGAGAAGCAGAAGCACUUGGAUAAAAUUUACCAAGAAAGAGCCAGCCAGGCGGAGAGGGAGAUGCAAGAAAUGUCUGGAGAAAUUGAAUCCUGCCUGACGGAGGUAGAGAGCUGCUUUAGGCUGCUGGUGCCUUUUGACUUUGACCCAAACCCGGAGACAGAAUCACUUGGCGUGGCUUCCGGCAUGUCUGAUGCCCUUCACUCCUCCUGCGCGGACCAGGUGGGCCCUUACUGGUCUGGCACCCCUGACCCCUGGGACGGGGAGCAGCCCUGCUGCAGUAGAGACCUGCCUGCCUCUGCAGGCCACCCCAGAGUGGGCGGCAGGGCACAGCCACCCCAGACAGCCACAGAUGACCCCUCAGAUGAGGAUGAGGACAGUGACCUCGAGGAAUUUGUGCGGAGCCACGGGCUUGGCUCACACAAGUACACGCUGGACGUGGAGCUCUGCUCAGAGGGCCCGAAGGUGCAGGAAAAUGAGGACAACCUCGCUGUCGUCCACGCUGCCCGCGACACACUCAAGCUCAUCUGGAACAAGUUCCUGCCGGCCGUGUGCUCGUGGAUCCAGCGCUUCACCCGCGUUGGGACCCACGGUGGAUGUUUAAAGCGCGCCAUUGACCUGAAGGCGGAAUUGGAGCGUGCACUGAGAAAAUACAAGGAGCUGGACAUCGAGCCCAAGGGAGGGCAGAGGCACAGGACGGAAGCCCUGGGGGAUGCGGAGGAAGAUGAGGAUGAUGAGGACUUUGUGGAGGUCCCUGAGAAGGAGGGGUAUGAGCCCCACAUCCCCGACCACCUGCGCUCUGAGUAUGGGCUGGAGGCAACACUAGAGAAAGACACAGCUGUGCGGGGCUUGCGGACAAGGAUGAGGAAAGACGAGGAGGCGUCGGACCCCACGUCUGCGGCUGCUCAGCUGCGGUGGCUCCGGGAACACUUGCCGCCACCCUCGUCUGCCAGCCCCCCCAGAGUGUUGCCAGAGCCACAGGAGGCCCAGAAGCUGGCAGCGGAGCGGGCCCGGGCGCCCGUGGUGCCCUACGGCGUGGACCUGCACUACUGGGGCCAGGAGCUCCCCACAGCUGGGAAGAUCCUCAAAUCUGACUCCGAGCACCGCUUCUGGAAGCCCAGCAAGGUGGAGGAGGAAGUGGUCAAUGCCGACGUUUCCGAGAUGCUCCGGAGCCGCCACAUCACUUUUGCAGGGAGGUUUGAGCCUGUGCAGCACAGGUGUCGUGCCCCGAGGCCAGACGGCCGGCUCUGUGAGCGCCAAGAUCGGCUGAAGUGCCCUUUCCACGGGAAGAUCAUUCCAAGGGACGACGAAGGGAGGCCACUCGACCCGGAGGACAGGGCUCGCGAGCAGCGGCGGCAGCUGCAGAAGCAGGAGCGCCCGGAAUGGCAGGACCCUGAGUUGAUGAGAGAUGUGGAGGCAGCCACAGGGCAGGAUCUUGGCUCGUCCAGGUACAGCGGGAAAGGCAGGGGGAAGAAGAGGAGGUACCCCAGCCUCACCAACCUGAAGGCUCAGGCCGACACUGCCCGCGCUCGCAUCGGGAGAAAAGUCUUCGCCAAAGCAGCUGUGCGGAGGGUCAUGACAGCCAUGAACCAGAUGGACCAGAAGAAGCACGAGAAGUUUUCAAACCAGUUUAACUAUGCACUGAACUAGAGAGCUGGGCCCAGUGCACUGGCCAUUAGCACCUUCUCCCUCUGCCAGUGUCUCAGGACAGCAGAGUGGGCGUGGGUCUGGGCAGUAACCGUGCUUUGGCUAUUACUGUGUUUGAUGUAAAGAAAUGGCACAUUGAAAUGCCCUGAAGGUCUGGCCGUGCUGCUGCGACAGGGUUCGUCGUCAUCUGGUGACGGGUCUGUCCUCGUAGAAGAGGCCCUCGGGCCCGGAGAUGUGAACACAGGCAGCAGCCCUGCUCCAGAGGGCAUCUGCGAGUCCUCGUGAGGCCAGUGCGUGUCGUGGUGCGGGGUUCAGCACUGGCAGCGUGUGCGUGCAGCUCAGCUUUCAGAGCUUGCAUUCCCCAGCUGGGAGGCGACCACUCAGAGGAACUCUGGGAAACCCACUUUUAUGCAAAUGUUGUUUUUAACACAAACACAAAGGCCAGUGAACCGUUCACUCAUCUGCUUUCUGUUCCUGGCUUUUCAUACGACAUGUGGCCUCUUGUGCCUGGCUUCUUGCACUUGGCAUUCUGUUUUCAGGGCUCAUCCAUGGAGUUCCCCUCCGACGCAUAAAAUAAAGGAGGUGAAAACCUGUC
Cercocebus atys (sooty mangabey) is the source of this 3347-nucleotide messenger RNA. RefSeq names its product UV-stimulated scaffold protein A (gene UVSSA). The record is from RefSeq and is a predicted model, not a curated record. Gene Ontology annotation, biological process: response to UV; transcription-coupled nucleotide-excision repair. The transcript is spliced from 13 exons. Gene Ontology annotation, molecular function: RNA polymerase II complex binding. NCBI's taxonomy places the organism in Eukaryota, Metazoa, Chordata, Mammalia, Primates, Cercopithecidae. Gene Ontology annotation, cellular component: chromosome. Bases 641 to 2755 code for a protein of 704 amino acids.